GACUGCCAUUUAAAAAAAAGAAACAGUCGGCCACGCUUGCCACAAAAAUCAUUUUCACGUUUGGGGGCAGAAAUUCCCCCUAUUGUUUCACUCUAAUAUUACUGUAAUUAAACGUUCACUGUUGUUACCAUACAAGUGUUUAAAAUAGUAAGCCAUGGCUGAUUUGGACGAUUUCUUUGCGAAAAAAGACCGCAAAAAAAAGUCUGUCAAAAAAUUUGCAACCGCCGAAGAGAUGGCGAAGAAAUUGGACGAUGGCAAACAGAAAUCAGAAGUGAGGCCUAAGAAAGAGCGGCCGGCGCAGGAGGGCGAGGAGGGAGGCCGAGCAGGGGAGGAGGAGGAAUGGAAGGAGUAUGAGGAGCCGGUGAAAGACUACACCGGGCUGAAAAUCCAGGUACUCCAGGGCGGGCCGGCUCCGGAGGCUCAGACUGCCUCGGAGGAAUCCGCUCCCGAAGGUGGCAAGACCAAGGGGCCGUGGAAUAAGCCACAACAACAAGAACCAGUGGCGCCGCCCCCCGAGCCCGAGAAGCCGAAGGAGGUGAAGCCCGCGUCGACGGCCUACGUGCCGCCCGUGGCGCGCCAGGUGCAGCGCGCCGAGCCGCUGCGGCGGCACGCCAACAAACACGCGCCCGACAUACACAGUGACGACUCGUUCCCGGUGCUGGGGGCGGCGGCCGCGGGGCUGCGGCGGGACGGCGGCUGGAGCACGGCGCCGGGCGGCGGCGGGGGCGGCGCGGCGCCGCGCAGCGCCGGCCUGCGCCAGCCGCUGGCGCUCGGGAACCGCUUCCACGAGCUGCAGGACGACAGCUAGCCAGGUAACACCAAUCAGCUUCAAGAAGCGUCAAAGUGAAGUGUCAAUAAGGACUUAAAGCUAAGCGAAGCGCCUAGCACUCAGUAAUCGUUACAAUCCGGACAACAGUGCAUCCCGAGUAUCCCGACCAACGCGUGAAACGAAACGUUCUGCCGACAGUUGCUACGUUCCUAAUUUAAAAAAUAAAAGAUGAACUUCCCAAGUGCAAUAAUUAUUGUAUCUGUGUAAAAAAAAAUAUUUUAUAUCGAUUUUUAAAAAAUGUUGCCAGUUAUUAUAGUAGACAAUAAGGGAUGACGCAUGUUGGUUUCUUUUUUUGCGUUGUUUUUUUUUAUUCGGCGUAGUGUCAGUGGAUGGAAAGCAACUGUCACAGAUUAAAAAAAGUGUAAAAAGCUAUAAAGUGUUGUAUACAUUGACAUUUUUUUACGUUUUUAUUGAGAUAUUAAAGCUGUGUUGAGGAAGACUAGUAAAUUGCUUAAAAAGUAUGUAACAAGCCGUGCAAGCGUGGUUUGCUCUAUUUUUUGUAUUAAUGUGAAAAUAUAACGCGUUUUGGUUAAAAAUGAACUGGUAUUGUUAUUUAAUUGUACAUUAUGGCUCUAAACUAAAGUUGAUCGGCAAUCAUUCUGAACACAUGUACCAUAGUAAUAAAUUAUGUAUUUAAACUU
Messenger RNA from Cydia pomonella (codling moth), 1470 nucleotides. Its product is annotated as protein CDV3 homolog. Bases 155 to 808 code for a protein of 217 amino acids. The transcript is spliced from 5 exons. The record is from RefSeq and is a predicted model, not a curated record. NCBI's taxonomy places the organism in Eukaryota, Metazoa, Arthropoda, Insecta, Lepidoptera, Tortricidae. Gene Ontology annotation, cellular component: cytoplasm.